AUGAAGUGUGCAUUCUCAUUACUCUUUUUUUCUGUUCUAUUCAUCGUUUCAAAUGCAAAAACUGAAAAGACGACAGUGUCAUGUGGCUCAUGUGAGAAAGAGACGUGUCCCGAAGUGUCGGGAUGCGCAAAAUUGAAGAUGGAUCAGUGUGAUUGUUGUCAGAUUUGCGUUCGACAAGUGAAUGAAAGUUGCGGUGAGCCGGGUCUCGUUUGCGAUUCACACCUUUCAUGUGAUCAAGAGAAUGAUCUUGAUGGAUCGAGUCGAUGCAAAGAAAGAAUGCAUGAGGAAUGUCUGAAAGCAAUCUGUCCAGUCGUCUUCCACAGAGGAUGCCCCUCCGACUCUCAGCUGAUCACCGAACGUCCGGCGCCAGGCAAAUGUUGUCCGCCACCAGGGACUUGUCAUUGCGACCAGAAGAAAUGUGUUCCAUCCGUGCCAACUUGUACAAAGGAAGAGAGACUUGUGAUGACGGAGAAGGGAUCAGAGACGCCUGGAGAGUGUUGUGCGAAAUAUGAAUGUCAGAAGAAAGAAAAGAAAUGUGCACACGUCACUGCCCACCAAGAUUCAAGACGAAGAAGAGGUCCAUCUGACAGUUUCCGACCACCUGAGACAAUCCCAAAAGAGUCAUGUUGUCCAGUCCGUCAGUCCUGCAAGUGCAGUGGUUCUAUCUGUCGUCCGGCUCAGUGUCCCGACGGACAAGUGAUCCAUGUGACGAAGAAAGGAACAGGUUAUCCUGGAAGAUGUUGUGAUGAUUGGGAGUGUAUUGAAGGAGAGACAUCGAAGGCAAAGUGUUAUUAUAAUGGAGUGGAGAGGCAACGAUGGAAGUCUGGCAUGCUAAUGAUUGUGACAACUUGCCAGUGUAUUAAAGGAGUCUCGAUUUGUGAUAAAGGAGAUUGCCCGAAAGUUAAUCAAGAAUGCACGUGGGAUCGGCAUCCCUACUGGCGAGUGUUGCCCGAUAUGUCUCGGAUGUCAAACCGACAACCAAACUAA
Caenorhabditis remanei is the source of this 987-nucleotide messenger RNA. RefSeq lists its product as uncharacterized. The transcript has 6 exons. Bases 1 to 987 code for a protein of 328 amino acids. Gene Ontology annotation, cellular component: extracellular region. Lineage: Eukaryota; Metazoa; Nematoda; Chromadorea; Rhabditida; Rhabditidae. The record is from RefSeq and is a predicted model, not a curated record.